Messenger RNA from Lasiodiplodia theobromae, 1725 nucleotides. RefSeq names its product Histone acetyltransferase subunit. The coding region runs from base 1 to 1725 and encodes 574 amino acids. Gene Ontology annotation, biological process: regulation of DNA-templated transcription. The transcript has 2 exons. The record is from RefSeq and is a predicted model, not a curated record. Lineage: Eukaryota; Fungi; Ascomycota; Dothideomycetes; Botryosphaeriales; Botryosphaeriaceae.
AUGCCGCCGGAAACACCACAGCCCUCGCUGCACCACCACGGCGACUCACAGCCGGUCCAGCAGGACGCGUCCUCUCCCUCGCACAACAAGGGCACGCCCGCUGCCCUCGCCUCAACCGACGCCCCCGCCGCGGCCGCUGGUCCUGCGCAGCAGCCCUCUAGUGCAGGCAAUAAUGGCGUAGCCGACAGCCCGCGCCCGCCGCCCGCAACUUCGAUCGCACCCUCCAGCGCCGCCCAGCCUCCCCAAGCAGGCAAUCAACAGGACCCUGCGAGACCCCUUCCGGCCCACGGGACGCCCCAGCAAGCCUCGCCCACGCCCCAGGCAAACACGCCCACCUCGCUCUCGGCCCAACACCCCGAAAAAUCAGACUCCAACAAGCACAAGCGCAGCAGCUCGUCCGCCCGCCCGACCCCGUCGCGCACCCCCACCAGCCAGAGCAGCAUCCCCAUCGAGCUCAUUCCCGCCGAGCUGCGCGGCGACUUUGCGCCCGGCGUGUGGGAGCCCGCGAACCAGAAGCGCCGCACCCACAGCCGCAACGUCUCGCUCGCCGAGCCCAAGUCGUCCGACGAAGAAGACGGCGCCCGCAACCGCCGCAAGAGCUCGCACCCGCUCUCGCAGGCCGGCAGCAACAGUGGCACCGGCCGCAAGCGCAGCGCUCCGGAAAACACCACCACCCUCCCGCACCGCGCCAGCAGCGGCGGCGUCGACGACCACCACAGCGCCAGCGCGCGCAAGAAGACGACCGCCCAGCAGAACCACCACCACCACAGCCAUAGCCACAGCCUCAGCAGCAGCCUCGCGCAGCACGCCCACACCCCCGCCGGCGCGCGCCACCAGCACGCCCAAUCGCUGCCGCACAUCGACACGUCCAUCCGCCACCGCCGCACCGCGACGCUCAACUCGACCCCCUCCACGCCCUACUCCGCCAUGGUCGGCCUGUCGGACAAGAAGCGCGUCAAGGGCGUGAAGAUCACGCGCGCCUUCCGCAUCGGCUCCGAGGCCUGGAAGCUGGACGACAAGAACCGCCCGCCCGGCAUCCCCGAAGACCACACAACCGGAUGGCGCGUGUACGUCGAGAACGUCGACGGCGGCCCGGAUAUGAGCACGUGGUUGAACAAGGUGCAGUUUAGCUUGCACGAGACGUAUCCGAACAACAAGAGGAUGAUCGCCAACCCGCCCUUCGAGGUCCGCGAGACCGGCUGGGGUGGCUUCACGGUUGAGAUCCGCCUAUACUUCCAGCCCUACGUCGGCGAGAAGCACGCCGUCCGCUCCCACUACCUCUACCUCGAGCCCUACGGUCCGCCCGAGAGCGCCGAGCGCCAGCGCGCCGCCAACCUCGUCAAAGCCGAGAUUCUGGAUUUCAUCGAGUUCAACGAGCCCACAGAGGUGCUAUACGCCGCUCUAACGGACGAGGAGCGCCAGUGGCCGCCGGAAGGAACAGGCAGGGGAAAGGGCAAGGGCGCCGCAGCGGCCGCUGCCCAGGCUGCGGCUCAGAGGAAGUUGGCAGGACAGGAGGAACGGAGCGUUGAGCUGCCCGAGCGCGGAAUGGAGAGGAAUCCGUACAGCAAGCAGAUGGAAGAGACAUUCAUCCGGUUAUUCAAGCAGGCUGAGGUGGACGUGGAUAAGCAGAUCGAGGAGUUGACGAAGCGGAAGGAGAAGGUUGAGGCGAGGAGGAGGGAGUUGAUUGCGAGUGGGGACUUGGACGUCGGGAAGAAGAAGAGAUAA